Hibiscus syriacus is the source of this 3050-nucleotide messenger RNA. RefSeq names its product probable LRR receptor-like serine/threonine-protein kinase At1g56140. The record is from RefSeq and is a predicted model, not a curated record. Lineage: Eukaryota; Viridiplantae; Streptophyta; Magnoliopsida; Malvales; Malvaceae. Gene Ontology annotation, molecular function: ATP binding; protein kinase activity; protein binding. Gene Ontology annotation, biological process: protein phosphorylation. The coding region runs from base 12 to 3050 and encodes 1012 amino acids. The transcript has 24 exons.
CUUUAAGGCUGAUGAAGCUGUUGCUGUCUUCUUCGACAUGUUUGCUCUUCUUCUUGGUUGUUUCCUUUUGGUGCAGCCAAUCCAUUAAUGCCCAGAAAGCUGCCACAGAUCCUUCCGAAGUAAGGGCAUUGAACUCGAUCUUCCAACAAUGGGAUACACAAGCAGCGGAUACAUGGAACAUCAGUGGAGAGCCAUGUAGUGGAUUUGCUCUCAGCCAAAGUGAUUCUGUGUUCGAGGAUCCUUCCAAUAACCCUGCUAUCAGAUGUGAUUGUUCUUUCAGAAAUAACACUCUUUGCCACAUUACAAGCCUGAGGGUAUAUGCUUUAGAUAAACGAGGGGUGAUACCAGAGGAGCUGUUGGAUUUGCCUUACCUGACAUUCUUGAAGCUCGAUCGAAAUUUCUUCUCUGGUCGUUUGCCGGCAUUUGUUGGAAAGUUGUCUAGAUUAGGGUUGCUGUCAAUUUCCCACAACGAUUUAUCUGGACCUAUUCCAAAGGAGCUUGGAAACCUUAAGGAGCUGUAUUAUCUGAACUUCGGUGUUAAUAAUUUCUCCGGGACACUCCCUCCAGAACUUGGUAAUCUAGUCAAGCUUGGAGAAUUGAACAUGAACAGUUGUGGAUUGGGUGGCAAGAUUCCCUCAACAUUUGCUAACCUUGUAGAACUGAGAACUGUGUGGGCAUCUGACAAUGCAUUCACAAGCAAAAUACCAGACUUUGUUGGCAAUAACUGGACAAAGCUUACUUCAUUGAGAUUUCAAGGGAACUCUUUCAGAGGACCGAUUCCACCGAGUUUUGCGAAUUUAACCUCGCUGAAUUCUUUGCGAAUUAGUGAUAUAUACAAUGGAAGUUCUUCUCUUGAUUUUGUCAGAAAUCUAAAGAACUUGACUGACUUGGUUCUAAGAAAUGUCUUGCUCACAGGUUUUUUGCCGUCUUAUAUCAUAGAACUGCAGUCUUUACAAAAGCUGGACUUGAGCUUCAACAACUUAGUAGGCUCCAUUCCAAGUAAUAUGAUUACAAUGGGUUCUCUCGAGCACUUGUUUCUUGGAAAUAACAGUCUGUCAGGUGCCAUUCCCAGUCAAAAGAGUGAAGCUCUUCAGACUAUAGAUUUAUCAUACAAUUUACUGUCAGGAAAUUUGCCUUCUUGGGUGAACUCGGGCUUACAACUGAACCUAGUGGGCAACAACUUCUCACUUAACAGCUUGAACAUUUGGAAUUUACCAGGAAUAGAAUGCCUUCAAAGAAGCUUCCCCUGCAACAGAGAUGCUCCACGAUAUGCAAAGUUCUCGAUCAAAUGUGGAGGUUCACGGAUAAUUUCUAAUGGGAUAGAAUAUGAGGCUGAUGACAGACCCCUUGGCGCAGCCACAUAUGUCGUAAACAGCGCACAGAAUUGGGCAGUUAGCAAUGUAGGUUUGUUUGCAGAUAGACAGAAUGAACAGUAUGAGGAAAACACCUUAGCCCAAGUGAGAGGUACUAACACUCCGGAGCUGUAUCAGAGUUCAAGGCUAUCCCCCGGGUCCCUGAGAUACUAUGGCCUAGGCCUUGAGAAUGGGCUCUAUACCGUAAACUUGUUCUUUGCAGAAACGGGUUUCCCAGACCGAUCAUCACAGUCUUGGAAGUCUCUAGCGAGGCGUGUUUUUGACGUUUAUAUUCUGGGAACUCGGCAAUUAAGGGAUUUUGAUAUAUCGAAGGAGGCAGGCGGUGUUGAGAGAGCAAUAACUAAGAAUUUCACUGUUAAUGUAACUGAGAACCAUCUUGAAAUUCACCUGUUUUGGGCUGGUAAGGGGACUUACUGUACACCAGAACAAGGUUAUUAUGGUCCUUCCAUUUCAGCUAUUAGUGUUGUUCCAAAUUUCAUACCAACUGCCAUUGGGUCUAAAGAGAAGAACUGGACAAAACUGAUUGUUGUUCUUACAGUUUCUGUUGUGGUCUUGGUUUCGACACUUAUAUGUUCAAUUUUUUACGUAAAGAGAAAAAAAGAAGAUGACGAGGAAGUGUUGCAUGAUAUCUGUCCUAGACUAAUCACAUUUAGUUAUUCCGAGUUAAAAGCGGCCACCGAAGACUUCAGUCCUUCGAAGAAGUUAGGAGAAGGUGGUUUCGGAGCUGUCUACAAGGGUACAAUUUCAAAUGGGACAGUGGUAGCAGUGAAGCAACUUUCAAUAGCAUCAGACCAGGGAAAGAGUCAAUUUAUUGCCGAGAUCGCCACCAUAUCAGCCGUGCAACAUCGCAAUCUUGUCAAACUACACGGAUGCUGCUUCGAAGGGAAAAGGCGUCUUCUUGUUUACGAGUUCCUCAAAAACAAAAGCCUUGAUCAGGCACUCUUUGGACAUAGUGGCUUGCAUCUUGAUUGGCCUACCCGUUAUAAUAUAUGCUUAGAAACAGCAAGGGGGUUAGCUUAUCUUCACGAGGAGUCUAGGCCAAAGAUAAUCCACAGAGAUGUUAAGGCAGGUAAUAUUCUGCUUGAUGCAGAACUGUGCCCCAAAAUAUCUGAUUUCGGAUUGGCAAAGCUGUAUGAUGACCAGAAAACGCACAUAAGCACCCGAGUUGCAGGAACCAUUGGCUACCUUGCGCCGGAAUACGCAAUGCGUGGGCAUCUCACUGAGAAAGCCGAUGUUUUUGGCUUUGGCAUUGUUGCUUUGGAGAUUCUUAGUGGUAGACCAAACUCUGAUAAGAGCAUGGAGGAUGAUAAAAUAUAUCUACUCGAAUGGGCAUGGGUUCUAUAUGAAAAUAACCAAAUCCUGGAUCUGAUUGAUCAAGAUUUAAUCGAGUUUGAUGAAAAUGAAGCUCUUCGAGUGGUCAGGGUGGCACUUUUGUGCACUCAGGGAUCACCAUCGAUGCGGCCAUCCAUGUCCCGCGUAGUGGCUAUGCUUGCUGGAGAUAUCGAAUUGAACGGUGUUAUAACAAGACCAAGUUAUCUUACUGACUGGAGUUUCAAGGAUUUAACACGCAGAUUUGUGACCCAAAGUGCACCAACAUCAACUGCAUCUGAGAAUAGUGACAUCCAUGAUCAGAACAUGAUAAGCUCAGGCCAAGGGGCGGCACCGAUUCGAUCUUGA